AUGGAUAUCCGUAUUGUGAAUGCCUCAGAGUUUUGGACAAUGAUCAUGAGUCUGCAAAACGACAACUUUGUAAGUUUUACGGCUGUGUUCGCCAAGUUGGAGAACCUAUACCUCAGCGGUAGUGACUUGACGAGCAUACCCAGUGCGAUGUACCAAUAUCCAGCCCUGAAGACACAGUGCGUUGGUCAAUACUGCUACAUUCUCAUUGUGCUUACUCGAUGGUCUCACAUCGUGGAUUUCAUUGCAGGAACCUAA
This is a messenger RNA of Peronospora matthiolae, 255 nucleotides long. The record is from the annotation of a GenBank genome assembly. NCBI's taxonomy places the organism in Eukaryota, Oomycota, Peronosporomycetes, Peronosporales, Peronosporaceae.